Penicillium cataractarum is the source of this 1305-nucleotide messenger RNA. Its product is annotated as ankyrin repeat domain-containing protein. The transcript has a single exon. The record is from RefSeq and is a predicted model, not a curated record. NCBI's taxonomy places the organism in Eukaryota, Fungi, Ascomycota, Eurotiomycetes, Eurotiales, Aspergillaceae. Bases 1 to 1305 code for a protein of 434 amino acids. Gene Ontology annotation, molecular function: protein binding.
AUGAGUGACACAUAUCCUCAAUCUCCGCUCUUCCUGCCUCCAGAGCUCCUCCUCCAUGUUGCUCGAUUUCUCACGACCGCCCGCGAUUUCAACGCAUUCGUUCGAGUCAGCAGAGCUCAUUAUGCGAUAUUGAACAGUACAUUGUAUUAUGACGACGCGAAGCGUGAGAAGCCACAUGCACUCUUCUGGGCCGCAAUCCAUAACCAAAAAGAGACUGCCACCAAAGCUCUCAAGGCAAAGACCGAUCCACAGAUCACAGCCGACCUGUCUCGCCUUCGGGGCGCUACUCCGAUUAUUUUAGCUGCAUACCAUGGUUCAUCAGAUGUUCUGGAUAUUCUCCUUGCCAGAGAAGAUAUCAAUCCCAAUAUACGGGAUCGCAUGUACCUCUGUCCGGCUAUUACGUGGGCUGUGAAAAAGAAUCAAGUCUCUGCUCUUCGCCUCUUACUGAAGGACAAGCGUGUCAAUGUCAACCUGCAGGACAAGAACGGAGAGACAGCACUGAUGACUGCUGUAAUCAACCAGCCGGAUUUGAUCCCCGUGAUGCUAGGUUGCGCCAGAGUCAAUCCACAAGUCGGAGACAGGAACGGUCGCACUCCACUUUCGCGAGCUGCGCAGCAGAAAAACCCAGAUACCCCAUUGAUUCUUGCCGCUCAUUUGCGUCUCAUUUUGGAUGGAUUCGAUGAUCGAGAGCAUUGUCAACAGGUCUUUUAUUCCGCUGCCAUUUUUGGCCAAUGUGAUAUUAUGAAGCACAUGGUGUCGUUUUAUGGUGCCAAGUUGAACCCCAAUGGAGAUGCGAGGGGAAUUGCAGGGACAGAUCAUGCGGUAUUCACAGUGGCGGUUGAACGCAAUCUUCAGGAGAUUGUCCAGUUCCUUCUGGAAUGGGACAAAACUGACCCAAACCAACAUGACACUUGGCAGCACAAAACACCUCUGUUUCGUGCAGCAGAUCGUGGUCUUGAGAAAAUGGUUUCCAUCCUGAAGGAGCAUGACCGGGUAGAUUUGAACCUGAGCAACAUUCAUGGCAUGACGCCCUUGAUGGUUGCUAUAGAGGAGGGUCAUCUUGAGGUCGUCCAGUGUCUUCUUUCCGGCUCACGUUGCCCAGACGUCAACCUCACCGAUAAUACUGGAGUAACGGCCCUGUGGCAUGCGGCAAUACGUGGCGAGCCAAAAAUGGUGCAGAGGCUACUCGAGGUUGAGGGUAUUGAUGCAUGUAUAGCCGAUUCGCAAGGCGUGACACCUAAGCGUAUCGCAACCAUGCAUAACAACACUGAGGUGGUCAAGAUCUUGGACAACUUUACGAUUUAG